AUGAAGCCUACGGAUGAUUUGACGAGUUUUGCAGAGUAUGCAAAGCAGAAUAACGUAACAGUUUGGGCGUGCAACUUCGAGCGCUACGGCCUGACUCUCCCUCUCACAUCUGACCAAACAGACGAAGAAGUUCAGCUAGAAACUGAGGAUCUCCUACUCAAUCUGGUGGAUCUUAACUACAUUCCACUUCCUCAAUAUUUUUUGAAGUAUGUCCAACUUGAAAAGAGAAAUUAUGAUCUACUCGGAUUCGAUGAAAUAUAUUAUAUUAACUUGGAUAGACGCCCUAAAAGAAGAGACGCCAUGGAAAAGAAGUUCGAAAUCGCCAGGAUUGGACCGUUGACCCGAGUACCGGCUGUGGACGGACGCGAUCUGAACGAAUCAUACCUCAUCGACAACAAUAUCAGGCAAAACGAAAUGUUUUGGAGCCCAGUGAAUGGAGGGAAACUUACGAUGGGAGAGAUCGGAUGCUUUUUAAGUCAUUAUAAAAUUUGGAUGGACGUUAUUAAGAAAAAACAUAGCAAGGUGUUGAUUCUGGAAGAUGAUUUUUGGUUUCACUCCAAGUUUCGGCUGCGCGUGUACAAGUUACAUGAAGAAAUUAGACGCCUGAAUCUUCAGUGGGAUACCAUAGCUUUGGCAAGAGUCAAUGAACUGGACGAUGAAAAACUGCUCGCUGGCUCGGAGUACAUCUUACAGCCGAUGUUCUACCAGUGGAUGUUGGCUUACAUGCUCAGCUUCGAGGGAGCCAAGAAACUUUUGGCCCCUAAACCUCUUUCGAAUAUGAUUCCAGCGGACCUUUACAUAACUGUUCUGGCGGGACAACUUCCAAUGGACUUUGCAUGGACUUACCAGAACCACAACCUACUGAGCUACUCAUCCCACCCCACUUUCGGCUACCCUGUGUACAUAGACGGCGCUGACUCUGCCUUUCUAAGCGACACGCAAGAACGGGAAUCUGUAACGGAAGAUCUUAACGAUACAUGAAAAUACAUAGAAAAGGAUAA
Messenger RNA from Hyalella azteca, 1001 nucleotides. Its product is annotated as glycosyltransferase 25 family member. The transcript has 4 exons. Gene Ontology annotation, molecular function: procollagen galactosyltransferase activity. The record is from RefSeq and is a predicted model, not a curated record. The coding region runs from base 1 to 981 and encodes 326 amino acids. NCBI's taxonomy places the organism in Eukaryota, Metazoa, Arthropoda, Malacostraca, Amphipoda, Hyalellidae.